This is a messenger RNA of Dipodomys ordii (Ord's kangaroo rat), 3221 nucleotides long. It is a transcript of the gene Itpkc, whose product is annotated as inositol-trisphosphate 3-kinase C. The transcript has 7 exons. The record is from RefSeq and is a predicted model, not a curated record. Lineage: Eukaryota; Metazoa; Chordata; Mammalia; Rodentia; Heteromyidae. Gene Ontology annotation, cellular component: cytoplasm; nucleus. Gene Ontology annotation, biological process: inositol phosphate biosynthetic process. Gene Ontology annotation, molecular function: inositol-1,4,5-trisphosphate 3-kinase activity; inositol tetrakisphosphate kinase activity. The coding region runs from base 150 to 2198 and encodes 682 amino acids.
GUUAACCCCUGUGUGGCUGGGCGGGCUGGAGCUCCCGCGGGCCGGAACCCCGCGAGUCGGGGCUCCCCUGCCACACCCCUCACGGGAUUUAAAGCCGGGGAAAGCAAAGGGGGGCCGAGCCGCCCGAAGCCCGAACUGAGGGAGCGGGCAUGAGGCGCUGUCCGUGCCGGGGGAGCCUGAGCGAGGCGGAGGCCGGGGCGCUGCCGGCGGCGACGGCCCGCAUGGGCCUGGAGACGCCUCGAGGUGGGCGGCGGCGGCAGCCCGGACAGCAACGACCUGGGCCGAGUGCUGGGGGCCCGACGGGACGGCCGGAGGGGGGCGGGCCUCCAGCCUGGAGAGAGGGCUUCCACUUGCACACCGAGCCUGAAAGAACCAGCCUGGGACCGGAGGUGCGGACAGACGUUCCACAGACAGAAUCCUGGACAGAUGGACAAGCCGAUGAGCCCGAAGCAGCUGGCUUAGGAAGCGGAGAGACGGAGGAGCUCAGCCCCGAUUCAGAACCCGACAUGUCCGGCCUCCAGACACAUCGAAAAAGAAGCCACCACAGGCCAGAGCUGGAGAUGGCCGGUCCCUGGACGGAGAUUGCGACAGAUGGCGUUUGGACUGGUCCACACAGAUCCGACCUCCAGGCUCAGCCAGACUGUGCCAAUCUCUGCACCCAGCCAAAGGUUGAUGAGCCCUGGUCAGAGCUGGAAAUACUUGGGGGGCAAACGGAACAAGAGGGUAUCCAACCUUGGGUUGAUAAUCUCCGGACUCACCUAGAUGGAUCCUGCCUCUCAACAAAACCAAGUGCCGAUGGCACAGGGAGAGAAUUGUACGCCCAUAGCUCCAAGACACCCCAGGAUACUGAAGGCUCCUGGACAGACUCACAUACUGAUGACUCCCCCAAACAUGCAAACACUCAGACAUCUUGGAAAGACCCUGGGACUGAGGGUUUCCCCACACAAGAUAGACAUGGUCCCUGGAGACUGCAUGGCACCGAUGGUCCCCAGUGUACAGCCCUUGGAACAAACUUUGGUCUUUUAGGGGAGCCUAAUGGAGAUGGUUCUUUAGAAGAACCAGAACCUGAGGAGUUGGUGACUCAUCCCCAUUCUCACCUGGAGUGCAGCUCCCUGUCCUCUGUCCCUCGCCUCAUCAUUACCCCUGAAACUCCUGAGCCUGAUGCCCAACCGGUGGGACUCUCCUCCCGGAUUGAGGGGGGCAGCAGUGGCGGCUUCUCCUCUGCUUCAUCUUUUGAUGAGUCUGAGGAUGACCUGGUGACUGGGAGUGGAGGUACCAGCGAUCCUGAGGAUCCCUCCGGGACCAAACCCUGGAAGAAGCUGAAGACGGUGCUGAAGUAUUCGCCCUUUGUGGUGUCCUUCCGUAAACACUACCCUUGGGUCCAGCUCUCAGGACACGCUGGGAAUUUCCAGGCAGGGGAGGAUGGUCGGAUUCUGAAACGCUUCUGUCAGUGUGAGCAGCGCAGUCUGGAACAGCUGAUGAGUGACCCCCUGCGGCCCUUUGUGCCUGCUUAUUAUGGGAUGGUGCAUCGUGAUGGCCAGGCCUUCAAUCAGAUGGAGGAUCUCCUGGCAGACUUUGAGGGUCCCUCCAUCAUGGACUGCAAGAUGGGCAGCCGAACCUACCUGGAAGAAGAACUGGCGAAGGCCCGGGAGAGGCCCCGGCCCCGGAAGGAUAUGUAUGAGAAGAUGGUGGCUGUGGACCCUGGAGCCCCCACUCCAGAGGAGCAUGCUCAGGGCGCUGUAACAAAGCCCCGCUACAUGCAGUGGAGGGAAACCGUGAGCUCUAGCUCUACGCUGGGCUUCCGGAUCGAGGGCAUCAAGAAAGCUGAUGGCCACUGCAACACCAACUUCAAGAAGACGCAGGCGCUUGAGCAGGUGACGAAGGUGUUGGAUGACUUUGUGGACAGGGACCGAGGGAUUCUGAGAAAGUACGUGGCCCGGCUAGAAGAACUUCGAGAAGCUCUGGAGACCUCCCCUUUCUUCAGGACCCAUGAGGUGGUGGGCAGUUCCCUUCUCUUUGUACAUGACCACACUGGCCUGGCCAAGGUGUGGAUGAUCGACUUUGGCAAGACAGUGGCCCUGCCUGACCACCAGACGCUCAGCCACAGGCUGCCCUGGGCCGAGGGCAACCGAGAGGACGGCUACCUCUGGGGUCUGGACAACUUGAUAGGCCUCCUUCAGGGACUGGUCCAAAGUUGACCUACCCAUCAGCUGCCAGGCUCAUUCAUGGGAUGGCACUGCUCUGGCUUGGGAGGAGCCCCAAGAUUCCGUGGGAGUCUGAGCUGGUGGCACAAGACCCGUGUGUGGAAGGUCUUAAGGCCCUGGAACACUAGGCAGCAGCGGGCUCUGCUAUGGUCUUGGGAAAACACCAGCUCUCCUGACCCACGGGGAAGGCUUCUCCUGAUAGCUGGGAUGACCUGUGGCCACCCUUGUGAGCCCUUCCUGGUUCCCAGAUCAGGCAUCAUUUACAAACAUGGGGCCAAGUCUCCAGUCUCUGGAGGCUGUCCAAGUGCUGAGUGACAGGGCAGGACACUGCAGGGCACCUGCUGACACUGCCCAGGUCUGAAGUUCCUGGGUGGGGCACAGCCACUCCCUACUGCCUGGCUCUUUGGGAUCCUCCCUUUUCCUCUGAGGACUCCCCUGAUCUGCCACACACCCAAACCACAGCCACCUGCCUGCCGGCACUGUGACCAGCACAACCUCACUCCUUGGUGCACCAGAUCCAGACUCUGGACCGCCUCCUCUUCCUGUCAGCCCCCUGCCCUGGAGCUCUGGGGGUCCUUCCUCUCAGCACACUGGGGCUGCAGGAAGGGGGUUUCUGAGGCCAGGGUAACAGGUUUUUUCCCUUGGGAAUCCCUGUGGCCUUGCUCAGGAGGGCCCCCAGUGAAAGGGCAGGUGGCCCAGAAGCCCAGGUGGAGGUGCUGGCCAUGACCUUGGGCCUGCAGUCCAAGGUCGACACCAAAGAUUCCAGAACCUUGGGUGUGGCAGAUGUGUCCACUGUUCCACUGCUGCAGCAUCUGUGACUUUGGCUUCCUGGCCAAAGGGAGGACAGAUGGCCACCGACUUGUUUCCCAAGCCAAGGAUCUGGGCUGCAGGGCUGAGAAGAUGGCCCUGUCCUUUUCUACUGAUCAUCUUCCUAUGUAUUUAUAAACCAGGUAGUUGUUAGAUUGGGGGGUUGGGUGGGAAGGGGUUUGAGGCAAAUGGCUUCACUGCGCCUUUACC